Messenger RNA from Zychaea mexicana, 621 nucleotides. RefSeq names its product thioredoxin-like protein. The record is from RefSeq and is a predicted model, not a curated record. Gene Ontology annotation, biological process: mitochondrial translation. Lineage: Eukaryota; Fungi; Mucoromycota; Mucoromycetes; Mucorales; Lichtheimiaceae. Gene Ontology annotation, molecular function: structural constituent of ribosome. The transcript is spliced from 3 exons. Gene Ontology annotation, cellular component: mitochondrial large ribosomal subunit. The coding region runs from base 47 to 460 and encodes 137 amino acids.
CCCAGCGCACUUUUCUUUUAUUUUUAAACUAGACAAUACAUAUAUCAUGUCGGCCAUCGCAAGAGCGCUGCCAAAGACCAACAAUGGUGCUGGCGCUUUCGUACUUCAAUGCAAAAGCUUGGUGUUCAACUACUGCGAACGAUGGGGAUCUAACAAGGGCAUGAUUGAAUUCAUCAAGAAGGAUCUCGCCAACUUUGCACGCGAAAACCCACAAAUUGAAAUUAUCGUGGAGCCAAGACCUCACCACCAUCCUGUCGUCCGUGGCAACUAUUUGAAUGGUCGCGACAAAGUUAUCUGCACACGCAACAUGACACCUUCAGAAAUUGCGAAGAAAGUUGAUCUUUUGCGCGACUCAAGCGGUGCCAAAUUGAAGAACUUGGCAAAGAAGCCUGUCAUUUCCACGACUGAGAGCGUUCGAGGCGUUUGGUCACCAUUCCAUACAAACCCUCAUACCAUCUAGACUCUUUUUAUGUUUCGUAUACUUUGCUUCUUUCUCUCUCUCCGUCCCUCUCUUUCUCCCUCUUUACACACAUACAUACACACAUCCUUUUUUGCACCAUAUUUCUUUUCCUCAAUUGUAUAAAAAGCAAAACCGUUGUCGUUCGUCAUUUGAUCGCUGGA